Messenger RNA from Staurois parvus, 346 nucleotides. The record is from the annotation of a GenBank genome assembly. Lineage: Eukaryota; Metazoa; Chordata; Amphibia; Anura; Ranidae.
GUGCAGCACAGCGAUCAACAGCUCGGUCAUGUGAUCAGCUGUGUCCAAUCACAACUGAUCACAUGGGACAUCUACACUGAUCAUCAGGACACUGAUGAUUAGUGUGCCCUGAUGAUCAGUGUAGCCCCAGCAGUGCCACCUGUCAAAGUCCAUCAGUGCCAGCUGUCAGUGCUCAUCAGUGCCUCGUGCCAGUGCCCAUCAGUGCCACAUCAAUGCCACAUAUCAGUGCCUACCAGUGCACAUCAAUGCCACAUAUCAGUGCCCAUCUGAGCUGCCUUUCAGUGUCACCCAUCAGUGCCACCUAUCAAUGCCAAUUAGUGCCACCUAUCAGUGCUGCCAAUCAGUG